Athene cunicularia (burrowing owl) is the source of this 2655-nucleotide messenger RNA. RefSeq names its product coenzyme Q7, hydroxylase (gene COQ7). Gene Ontology annotation, cellular component: mitochondrial inner membrane; nucleus. The coding region runs from base 19 to 528 and encodes 169 amino acids. The transcript is spliced from 5 exons. Gene Ontology annotation, molecular function: 3-demethoxyubiquinol 3-hydroxylase activity. Lineage: Eukaryota; Metazoa; Chordata; Aves; Strigiformes; Strigidae. Gene Ontology annotation, biological process: ubiquinone biosynthetic process; determination of adult lifespan; regulation of gene expression. The record is from RefSeq and is a predicted model, not a curated record.
GUAUCAUCCGGGUGGACCAUGCGGGGGAGUACGGGGCAAACCGCAUUUAUGCGGGGCAAAUGGCCGUCUUGGGUAGAUCAAGUGUGGGACCGAUUAUCCAGUUACUGUGAUGUGGCUCUUUUGCAGCAAAUGUGGAAUCAAGAAAAAGACCACCUGAAAAAGUUUAAUGAACUAAUGGUUGCAUACAGAGUUCGACCUACUGUUCUAUUGCCUUUUUGGAAUGUAGCAGGUUUUGUUUUAGGGGCUGGAAGUGCCUUACUUGGAAAGAAAGGUGCAAUGGCUUGCACAGUGGCAAUAGAGGAGAGUAUAUCAGAUCACUACAAUAGCCAGAUCCGAACUCUAAUGGAAGAAGACCCAGAAAAGUACAAAGAACUAUUGCAGAUCAUAAAGCAAUUUCGGGAUGAUGAACGGGAGCACCAUGACAUUGGGCUUGAGCACGAUGCAGAAACAGCACCAGCAUAUUCAGUUUUGAAGACAGCUAUACAACUUGGAUGCAAAGCUGCAAUAUUUUUAUCAGAAAGAAUUUAGUGAUACUCUCCAUAAUGUUUGUGGCAAUAAGCUGUGAUGCAAAAGGGUAUGGAAACUGCAGAAGACUAAUAUUUUAUUCAGACUUUUAAAAUUUUCUUCACUAAGCAUCUGAUUCAGCCAACCUUUGUCACAAUGAGUACCUGUUCAAAAAGUAUCUAUAUUUAAGUCAAUUGAGCUAAAUGUGGAUAAAGACUGCUCUCUACGAACUAAACCUUAUUCAGAGACUGUUCACAAGGUGGCAGCAAAAUAUGUAUGUAUAUACACGACAUAUAUCCAAUUGUGUGUGUAUGUAUACACACAUAUAAAAGUGCUAAAUACAUUUUCUGUUGCUUUCAAAUCUAUGUACUUGGAAUAAGCUGGAGCUCAUCAGCUCAUUUUAAAAUGUUUAAUACUGACUAAGGAUAUUUUCGAGUUCUAUUUUCAGGGUAAGUAAAUGAAGUACUAGUAAGUGGGUUUUUUUAGCCUGUCUUGAAUAAAGAUUGGUAUCAGACUGUAAUUUGAAGAUUUGUUUGUGUGGUUUUGGUUUUUCUUCAGGCCCAAUUCUGAAUUCUUUAACUAAAUUUUUUUUCCUUUGGGUUUUUUGUUGCUGUGUGGUUUGGUUUUUAGGUUUUUUUGUUGAGUUUGUUGUUUGUCCUGAGUGUGUAAGGAAUUGACCCCUGAUAUGAAGCAGAUGGAGAGAGCAACUUGGAGCACCUGUAGAGUUGCACUUAAUACUCUGUUAGAGCUUUCAAGUUUAUCUAUCUUUGCUUCUAGUCUUCAGUGGCUCUGGAACACAGAUGCUCUUGCCUUCUCCAUGUUUAAACAAUUUCCUCACACUUUCUGCUGACAUCCUGGCAUGGAGCAAUAAAAAUAUAAAAGACAAAAUUGUGCAUGUCUGUUCUGUUAAACACUGAUCGAAGAUCCUAAAAGUACAGCAACGGAAUUAGUGUGUCUUAAGGUGGUAGGAGUGAAAGGGACUUUGUACAAGAUUGCAUCUUUUGCUCUUUAUGUCUUAUGGAAUGAUCAGGAAAUUUUUUCUUGUUGCAUCAUUAUAGAAAUGGGAUAACUUUCUGAAUGUGUGAGGAUGAUAUAGAACAUGCAGAUAUCUUGAUACAUUUAAAGUCCCUACAAGAGACUUAUAUUUUUAUAGCUGAGAAGCAUAAUCUUUUGAUUAGAUGUAGAAAGGCGAGGAAACCCUAUGAAUAGUAUUGUGAGUCACAUAAAGAGCAUAUAUUCAUGCUUUUCCCCUUAUAUCCAGGCUUCUAAAACUUGUUUAGCUGCCAUAAACAUAAAAGUUACUUCCCAAUUUUACAGGUUUUCCAGUUUCUACAGGUUUGUGGUUUUUGUUUUGCUUGAUUGUUUUUUCUUAAUAAUAGCUAAGCUUGACAGAUCAGAGAGCAGAAUUUCUCACAUCUUGCUUUCUGUUUAAAAGAAAUUUAUGACAUAUUAAAUCUAUGAUGUAUUAGAAGUCAGUAUUCCUUAGCCCGAGCAAUGGGGUAUAACUAAUUGAACAGAUGGGAUAUAACGGGUAUAAACCUAGUUGAAAAGGAAAGAAUUGGAAAACAAGAAAUAAAACAGUAGCAAGUGCGGCCCACUGCUGUCAUGAGGAAUGAGGCCAAUAUUGCCAUCUUGAUUUUUACCUUAUAUGGAAAAACAACACAGUUAUAUUGAGGCCAGUUAAGUAUUUUGAUUAAGUUUUGCUGUGUGCUGGUUCUGGUUCUGUUGUGCUGGCCAAAGGCUAUGUACUGACUUUGUAUCUGCUUUGAGACCAGAGGAGGAUAAGGAGUGGAGUUGCUGCCAGGAAUCUGAGUGAGACCUGUAGGAGCAUCUAAGAUCUGAGCAUCUGGGAGCUUGGUAAGGCUUCAGACCACUUUUAAUCCACGUACAUCUGAGCACCUUUUUGAGUAGCUUGGUUAGUGUUUGUAGGUACUGACUGAUGUGUAACGAUGUGGAAGUCUUAAAGAGGAUUAUUUUCUUGUAUUUUGUGAAAGAGAUUAGACUAAAAGCUAAAUCUUAAUACAGAAACUCCUGUUCUGUACAAUUUAUUAUGACUGACACUUUGUACAUUAUAAUAAUUUAUAUCACGCUGUUGCAAGUCUGGCCUGGUGAUACUCAAGCUGCUGAUGUUAUUUACAUUGUCCAAACAAA